Molecule: messenger RNA, 4341 nt
Organism: Phyllopteryx taeniolatus (common seadragon)
Lineage: Eukaryota; Metazoa; Chordata; Actinopteri; Syngnathiformes; Syngnathidae
Product: sphingomyelin synthase-related protein 1-like
Exons: 8
Coding region: 1205-2479 (424 amino acids)
Biological process (GO): ceramide biosynthetic process
Cellular component (GO): endoplasmic reticulum membrane; Golgi membrane
Molecular function (GO): protein binding; sphingomyelin synthase activity; ceramide cholinephosphotransferase activity
Source: RefSeq, a predicted model, not a curated record
UCCGAGAGUAAGUUGUGCUGUAACUUGGGGUUGACAGAUGUUUGGACUUUGCAUUUAGACCACUAUUGCACUAACCAAUUUUCCACUUUUAUUUCUUUUCUGUCAGGUGCCCAAGAAUAUACUGACCGGAAUCCAACCUUUGAACACAAGGUAAUAGUACCUCAGUGGUGGUUAAAAGUGAAAGCAUUAUGAUCGAAAUGAACGGAAACGACAGUUUUUGUAAAAACAAGUAUCCAGAAGAGGUAAUAAUUGCAAUAUAAAUCCCCCAGAUUUCAUUGCGGCCAUGAAACCUUAAACCACUCUGAGUGGAGUUAGCCCGCUCUAGUUGUCAAUGGCCUAAAAUGUCAAUGAUGAUUGACACGCUCGGGUUGUUCUUUAGUUCCCCCCCCCCCCGUAGGCGUCGUGCGGACCGAGCCGUCCCGCCUUUGGUCCAGGAGCUGCUCGUCCAGCUCCCUCAGCUGCUUGAGGAAGCCCCAGUUGGGCAGGAUCCUCCGGCGCGUCUUCACGUGCGCCGCGGCGUCGGCCAGCGUCAUGCCCUCGCCGAUCAUCAGGCUUCCUCGGUUUCCAUCCUUUCUUCCUCGGAUCCUUCCUAGCUCCUUCAUUCUUUCCUUCCACCCCUCCACCCUCAUUCCUUCCUUAGAGGCUCUGAUCUUCUUUCCCUCCCUUCUUCCACCCGUUCUUCAAUAAUAAGACGCACUCCAAGUCCGUAGUUGCCGGAGACGCGAGCGAACGGGCCAGACGACGUUUGCCGACCCUCGACCUCCUCGGCCGUAAUCUACCCGGCGACGUGUGUGGCUAUUUUAACGUGGCCCAAGAAUAAUUCCGGCGUCAUCUUGCUGAAAGCCGGCUCACAAGAUGAGACAGAGACGGCGGCGCCGGCGGCGGCGGCCGUCACGCUGCAGGUGGAGGUCGAGGUCGAGGAGCAGCGCCAGAAAGUUGCGGUUGGGGUAGAUGGCCCUCUUGCGCACCAGCCGCCGCAGCGCCUCCUCCAGGCUGAGGCGGCGGUAGAUCAUCAGGUAGGCCAGCACCAGCGCGGACGAGCGGCUCAUUCCCAUCAUGCAGUGCACCAGAACUUUGCCUGAGGGGGAGUACGAGUCAUAUCUGCGGGCGCUUUGUUCCUCUUAAGAAGAUCGCAGCCUCUGCUCGUUUGUCUACGUGAAAGGAGUCUGGGGUCUUCGAUAGAAGCGUCUCGCGUGCGUGCGAAAUGAGCCCGCCGAGCGUCAGGCGCUGGACGCCCAAGAACGUGGCCAAGUGGCUGAAGGACGAGGGCUUCUGCGACUACGUGGACCUGCUGUGCCACAGGCACCGGCUGGACGGCAGCAGCCUGCUGGCCCUCAGCGAGUACGACCUGCGCUCGCCCCCGCUGGAGCUCAAGGUUCUGGGCGACAUCAAGCGCCUCAUGGCGUCCGUGCGCAAGCUCCAGAAGCAGAACCUGGACCUGCUGGAGGAGCUGGGCCUGCCCUUCGACGGGCACUCGCCCGCCGGCUCGGGCGACCGGCUGUGCAACGGCGAGGCGGCGCGCGACGGCGCCGACACGGCGCCCGUCGGGGAGGAGUACCAGAAGUACUCCAACGGCAAGUUCAAGCAGCAGACGCGCCGCCUGGAUCCCGAGUGCUGGAAGACGGUGCUGAGCUCCGUCUACGUGGUCUUCGUGUUCGGAUUCACCUCCUUCGUCAUGGUCAUCGUGCACGAGCGCGUCCCCGACAUGCGCACCUACCCGCCCCUGCCCGACAUCUUCCUGGACAGUGUGCCUCGAAUCCCGUGGGCCUUCGCCAUGGCGGAGGCGUGCGGCGUCAUCCUCUGUGUCAUCUGGCUGCUCGUUCUACUGCUGCAUAAACAUCGGUCCAUACUCCUGCGCCGCAUGUGCAGCCUCAUGGGUACGGUGUUCAUGUUGCGCUGCAUCACCAUGUUCGUCACCUCCUUGUCCGUGCCGGGACAACACCUGCAGUGUUCCGGGAAGGUAACGUUCACCCGCUCGGCGCUUCCAGCCUUGUUUCAAAACGAAUUUGCUCUUGACAACCACAUGUACGGCGACACGUGGGCCAAGCUGCGGCGGGCCGUGGCCAUCUGGAGCGGCUUCGGCAUGACGCUGACGGGCGUUCACACGUGCGGCGACUACAUGUUCAGCGGACACACCGUCGUCCUCACCUUGCUCAACUUCUUCGUUACGGAGUACACGCCGCGCAGCUGGCACUUCAUCCACACGCUGUCGUGGGUGCUCAACCUGUUCGGCAUCUUCUUCAUCCUGGCGGCGCACGAGCACUACUCCAUCGACGUCUUCAUCGCCUUCUACAUCACCACGCGCCUCUUCCUCUACUACCACACGCUGGCCAACACGCGCGCUUACCAGCAGAGCCGCCGGGCGCGCAUCUGGUUCCCCAUGUUCUCCUUUUUCGAGUGCAACGUCAACGGGCCCGUGCCCAACGAGUACUGCUGGCCCUUCUCGCGGCCCUCCGUCCUCAAGUUGAUCAUCGGCUAGAGAGGUCGGCGCCGUCGGAGUGACUUGACACAGCCUGCCUUUUACUUACGGGAUUUGUUGGAUCGAAAGUAAGAAUCAGCCAAAAUUGUCUGUGUCUCCCUUUUGUCUUAAUUAUGAUUCCAUUUGCCAAUGACCUUGCGCUUUGCAAUAGGUUUUCUUGUGUAGAAAUGUCCCCAAAAAAUAAAUCAAAUCAGGGGCGGGUCCUUCUUCCUAUCAGGGGGCAUACAACAGCGCAUCAGUGGUGACUUGAGAUACGAAUGACCAGAUCGGAGUCUUCUUUCGGAUGAGUUUUUGGCUUUGACUUGAAAGCAGAAAUUUGAGAUAGGAGUGUUGUGUGGUGGCAGUGAACUCGACUCACUUCACAACAAGCAAUCGCUUGGCGGAUGUAAUCAAUUACUCCAAAAAGAAGCUUCAAGCUGUUUAUUUCCACUCCCAGUUGAGGUUUAUUACCAAACAACAUUGUAAAAGUUGAAUAUUUAAGAACAGAAACUUUGCCUUGAAGUCCCCUAGCUUAAUGCUAACGGAAACAACUUGGGCGGGCUAACGAAACUAGCAUCAAUGUUGCGGUAGUUAUAACGCAUUAAGCAAAGGGUAUUUGAACACAAUCGUGGGGCAACACAUUUACACUGACAAUAUAGCAAUACUCACGGGCUUAUAUUCUUUAUUAUCUGUGUAAAAUGACUAACAUUAAAGCUGCUGAGUGAGUCACAGUUGUGAACUGUAUUAGUUUGUGUUUUGUCUUUGUGUCAUUUUAUUGGGGAAAGAUUUGAGAUAUGAAUGUUGUGAGUCAGAACAAAUUAUGUCAAGGCACCACAUAGUCAAAUGCUGUUGCAACAUUUUUCCACAAUGGAAUUAAUGUAUUUUUGCCCCUCAAAAUUCAACAUACAACCCCAUUAUGACAUGUAUAAUGUAUUUAGAAACAAAUCUCUGAAUACAAAAUGUGGAAGCAGUGAUGUGCUGUAAAUCGUUUCUGGAUGCACUGUUAAUUGAGGAAAACUAAUUGUCCGCAUUUGUGGGGUCAUGUUUUUUCAAAUUAUUAUUUUACAGUGGACCGGAUCGAAUGUUCUGGUGGAGCCAUUUGUGGUCCGCGUGCCACAGUUUCCCCACCACCGAUAAAUCUCAUUAAAGCUAGUACAAUGUUUAGUUAUUUAAGGGAUAUCUCAAAAAUGGAUGUUAACUUAUUCAAAUUAGUGUUUUUUGUACUAAGGCAGCAACAUGCACACAUCACAUGGUUUACAGUUGCUCAAAGUGGCGUUUUUGUGUGUUUGUGUGUUGUGAGACACACAAACAAACGUGCUUUUUUUUCUUUCUUUUUUAGUGUAACGAUUCUCUUGCUGGCAUUUGUUUGUGUGAUGUAAUGUAAAAACAAACAAACACUCAGCCUCAGCCAUGGUUUCACAUCUUAAGUCAUUUGUAACAUAACAGAGGACAUUUGACGUUUUAAUGUUUGUCUGCAAACUGAUGGUCUGCCUGUCCAUCAAAUGUGACAUUUAGCAAACAAGUGAAUCUUGAUAGUUCUAUGCCUUUUUUUCUGCAAAUGUGUACAUAGGUGAGCCAUUUAGUUGACGAGAGUGUAUUUUGGUGGCUUUGAGAUGAAAUGCUGCAUCCACCAGCGAUGAUGCAAUGGAACUUGGUGCCACAAAAAAUGCUUUGAUUGACAAAUCCGCUCCUAAAAACGUGCCAAUGUCACCAUGUCAAGCUGUGAAAAUGUCUGUAAUUGAUUGUCCUUGAGGUAUUUGGACGAAGGCAUGCAACAGACACGUUGUCAAGACACCAGGGAACUGUUUUCAGUUGUGAAAAAAUGCAUGUCUCCUUUGAACGCCACUGCGUUUUUUAAAUCAAUAAAUAGGCGAUUAAAAAGA